AUGGGCUCCAUCGAGGGAGCCUCGGGCUCGUGGUCAUGGGCAGCGAUCGCCAAAGUCCUACACAACGAGGACAGGCACAGGAUAAAAGCCUCACCAUUUGUUGGGCUGGUGGUGGACGAGACGGUGGACGUCCUGGAGCACCGCAACCUCGCCAUGUUCACCACCACCGCAGCGAUCGCCAAAGUCCUACACAACGAGGACAGGCACAGGAUAAAAGCCUCACCAUUUGUUGGGCUGGUGGUGGACGAGACGGUGGACGUCCUGGAGCACCGCAACCUCGCCAUGUUCACCACCACCGUCUCCCCCUGCAACGGGCAGACCUCCGCCGCCUUCCUGGGGAGCUUCGAGCUGCCUGCCGGGGAGGCCGCCACGGUGACGGGCAAGGUGGGCGAGGUGAUGCGCUCCUUCGGCAUCCCCACCAUGAAGAUCACGUGGCUCAGCACCGACAGUGCCUCGCUGGUGGCCGAGCGGCUGAGCGGGGUGGGGACCGCGCUGACCUCCCUCUGCCCGCUCCUGACGGAGGUGCACUGCCUGUCCCACGGGAGCUCCCUGCUGCCGGCCGAGAGCAUCGUCAGCAUCGAAUACCUCCAGAAAUACGAGACCACUGUGGACGCCGUGUACAGGCUCUACUCCAGCUUCAGGGGGGAAAGCAAUGGCCUGCAGGAGCUGCGGAGCGUCCUGGACCUCUGUGAGAUAGACCUCGGGAGCCCCAAAGCCAUCCACUGGACUUCUAUUUUCCCAGCCGUGGAAGCCAUUGAUUCCUCGUGGCCCACGCUGGUGCUGCUGCUGGAGAGCGAGGCGGAGCGGUCGCCCGUGGCCCAUGGCCUCUGCGAAGAGCUCAAGAAGUUCCAGUUUGUGGCCUUCACCAAGAUCCUCCUGGAUGUCCUCCCCAUCUUCCAGAAGCUCAGCCGCUUCUUCCAGAUUGAGGACUUUGACAUCUCCAUCCUGAAGCCCAUCGUCUCUGCCACAGCCACCACCCUGCAGGCCCAGAAGAGCGCCAGUGGCCAAAACCUCCAGGAGUUCCUCAACGAGAUGAACGAGCACCCGCGGGAUGACCGGGAGGGCGAGAGCCGCCUUUACUACAAGGGUGUCGAGCUGGCCAACUGCUCCAAGGUGCACCUGAAGCACUUUGAGCGCCUAAAGGAGAGCUACCUGGAGAGCGUGCGGGGCAACCUGCUGGACAGGUUCCCCAGCAGUGUCCUGGAGGCCAUCAGCUCCUUCUCAGCCAUCUUCAACCCCAAGUGCUACCCCCAGUCUUUGGAGGACAUUGGCAGCUAUGGGGUCAGUGAGCUGAAUUUCCUCCUGCAGGCUUACUCCCGGGUGGUGGUGAGCGAGAGGGCCCUGAGCGAUUUCCCCCUCUUCAAGCGGAUCGUCUUCAGCCUCAGCCAGCUCUCCUUCAAGGACCUCUGCGUCAAGCUGGUCUACAGCAAUUCUGAGAUGCAUGAGCUCUUCCCGGACUUCGCUGUCCUCGCAGCCAUCGCCCUGGCCUUGCCACUGGGCUCGGUCCUCGCUGAGAAGAUCAGCCGGGGCCGGGAGAUGCUGAAGCGCGGCUGGUCGCACCGCACAAAGGACGAGGGGCUCUCCGACCUCAUGAAGAUUGCCAUCGACGGGCCGGCCAUCAACGAGUUUGACUUUGCGUUGGCCAUCGAGUACUACGAGAGCAUGAGGGAGUCCGGCUUCAUUGUGGCGCAGGUGAAGUGA
Nipponia nippon (crested ibis) is the source of this 1701-nucleotide messenger RNA. NCBI's taxonomy places the organism in Eukaryota, Metazoa, Chordata, Aves, Pelecaniformes, Threskiornithidae. The record is from RefSeq and is a predicted model, not a curated record.